Fonsecaea nubica is the source of this 1575-nucleotide messenger RNA. RefSeq lists its product as hypothetical. Gene Ontology annotation, biological process: DNA replication; DNA strand elongation involved in DNA replication; DNA synthesis involved in UV-damage excision repair. Gene Ontology annotation, molecular function: DNA-directed DNA polymerase activity. Gene Ontology annotation, cellular component: nucleus; delta DNA polymerase complex. The record is from RefSeq and is a predicted model, not a curated record. NCBI's taxonomy places the organism in Eukaryota, Fungi, Ascomycota, Eurotiomycetes, Chaetothyriales, Herpotrichiellaceae. The transcript is spliced from 2 exons. The coding region runs from base 1 to 1575 and encodes 524 amino acids.
AUGGCUACGGCUGACGAUUUCAAGAAGUAUCUGGCGAGUGAGGUUCUCAAUGAACAACGAACCAUAUCCUACCGCAACAUCUCCCGCGCCCUGAAAGUGCACGUCAAUGCCGCGAAAUGCAUGCUCUACGAGUUUUACGAAUUCCAAAAUGCGAAAAAGCCCCAAUCGGUCUAUGCCACCUAUCUUCUGUCUGGGGUCAAGAAGACACCGACAGUCAGCGUGUCCGUUAAUGGGACAGCGAGAGGAGGCGCGCAGGACCACGAUCCAGUCGAAAAUCUCCCUUCGAGCCCGCCUCCAUUUACCAGCUCCAUGCUUGAACCCAGCCAGCAAAGUAGCCCUGCUAAAGAGGAGGAGGCAAAGAAUAUACCCGUCCGAACCAUCACUCUCGUCAGAGAAGAGUCUCUGGAAGCAAUAAAAGAAGAAUACGAGACCAUCACAUCCAUACACAUCUACAGCCUUUCUCCUGCGCGAAUACAAGACCUAGUCGCAUUAACAGAUAUCAGUCGGGCUCUAUUCACGAGUGGGCUUCAGGAUGAUCAUAAUGAGGUCUAUGGUGUUAUACAGAACCCAGAUGUCCGACGGAGGAAAGGCAAGAGACCGGUGAUCGCAGCAGGACCUGCAUCGAAAGCUCAACCUUUGAGAGAAGAGACCAAAAGACCUUCGCUAGGCCACACAAAACCAACCCCCAAAGGAUCAACUGCUGCUCCGUCUGUCAAAAAUGAGGAGCCCUCGCGGCCUGCUUCUCGGGACAGUACCUCGACUGCCAGUUCCACCAGACAGCCGACCUUAAAACGAGAUGCGUCCGACAUCUUCAAAGCUUUUGCGAAACAGGGGCACCGAAAAUCAACACCCACCACAGCCCCUCAAUCUAAUGGUCAAGACCAUGACACACCCAUGAACGACGCGGAUGAAGGUGAAUCCGAGGACGAAGCACUCUUCCUUGACACGGGUACGCGCAAGUCUGCGACCUCGAAGAAACGGGCCAGUGAUGUGAAGAAGGAGCGUGAAGACAAGGCGGCGAAGCUCCGCAAGAUGAUGGAGUCCGACGACGAGGAGGAGGCUGCAGUGCCGAAAGUUGAAGAGGCUGCUAACCUGGGAGACGAUGAGCCUCCAGCAGCGAAGAAGGGCACCGAUGCAGAUGCCGAGACGAAGGAUCCCGAGGCGGACGACCAAGUGGCGUGGUCAGACUCCGACACGGAGAAGAAACAGGGAUCCAAAGACAAAUCCGAAAAAGACACCACCGCCACCGCGACAGCACCACCGCGGCGCAGGCGCGGCAAGCGCAAAGUGAUGCAGAAGCGCACGUUCAAAGAAGACGGCUACCUCGUGACUCGGGAGGAAGCCGUCUGGGAGAGUUUCAGCGAGGACGAGCCCGAAGCGCCGCCUCCUCGCGCUUCUGCUGCUGUAGGAGGAUUCAAAAAGGACGGCCUCGCGUCCAAAGGCACCACCGCCUCCAAGACGCAAAGCCAGGGCUCGACCCCGAGUCAGGCUGGCAAGACAGGUCCCGGGGCGAAGAAGAAAGGCGGAGGCGGAGGAGGGAACAUUAUGAGCUUUUUUGGCAAGAAAAACGCAUAG